CUCCGCCGCUCCGCAGUGCACCACUCUCCUAAAGGCUGCUACUGCUGUGCGCGCAGGGCUCAACAGCAAAACACAGAGACGUGCGUGAUCGGCCCUGCACGUCUUGACGCGUGCGCGACUCCAGCCAGUCCAGCUCGCUGUCGUCGCCAGCGGUUGGCGGGGCCCGUCUCUGAGCGCCCGACCGCAUACACCGGCCUUUGCCCCCCUCCUAUUCGCUCAGCCCGACAUACCCUAGACAUCCCAGAAACCUCAAAGGAAAGCGUAUACACAAACAGUAUCCGCUCUUCGCCAUGGAGAUAGCUCAGCCAGAGCACGUGGCCCCAGAUGGCCAGGAGGCGCAGAAGCACAUGGACCAGACCAUGGACGUCGACGACAGCAUCAACAACACCACCAUCACCGCCUCCACCAUUGCACCCCUGCCCGACUUCUCGCAACAGAUCAACAACAAUAACAACAACGACAACAACAACACUACGACCGCCGCUGCCCACACCCCAGAGCCCUUCCGCCCCUCGACCUCCUACUCCGACACCGCCUACCAGUACACGACCCACAACGGCUCGCGCUUCAACACGCCCUCAGAUGCGGACACGCCCCCGCGGCCGCCCUACUAUGACGGCCCCAAGGAGACACACAUGGGCCAGUCGCACUCGCGGCCCUCGUCGCAGAUGGGCCGCUACCCUUCUUCCGAGGGCGGCUCCAGGGCAAACUCGUACCAGGAUCAGAACCAACGGAGCGCGCAACAACAGCAGCAGCAGCAAGAUGCGCCAAACAAGAAUGCCAGUGUCGUCAUCAAAGUGGGCAUGGUCGGAGACGCCCAGAUUGGCAAGACAAGCUUGAUGGUCAAGUACGUGGAGGGCAGCUGGGACGAAGACUAUAUCCAGACGCUAGGUGUCAACUUUAUGGAAAAGACAAUCUCGAUCCGGAACACGGAGAUUACCUUUUCCAUCUGGGACUUGGGAGGCCAGCGCGAAUUCGUCAACAUGUUACCACUCGUCUGCAACGACGCCGUUGCCAUACUCUUCAUGUUCGACUUGACGCGCAAGAGUACCUUAAACUCCAUCAAGGAAUGGUACAGGCAAGGACGCGGCUUCAACAAGACCGCCAUCCCAUUCCUAGUGGGCACAAAGUACGAUCACUUUGUCAAUUUUCCACGGGAAGAGCAAGAAGAAAUCUCUAAUCAGGCCAAACGAUUCGCACGAGCCAUGAAAGCUAGUCUCAUCUUUAGUAGCACUAGCCAUAGCAUCAACGUGCAAAAGAUCUUCAAGAUCGUUCUGUCCAAAGCAUUUGAUCUCAAAUGCACCAUUCCCGAGAUAGAAAACAUCGGCGAGCCGCUCCUCCUCUACCAGGCCGUCUAGUCGCCGGACCGCAGAGUCAGAUCCAAGACAGAGGCGACGCGAAUGAACCUUCACCAUGGGCAGAUAGGACGCGUCUUCUCUCGGAACGUUACCAUGAGCGAAUGAAUUGAUGAUUUUCUUGCGUGGGAAUGCAUGACUUGGCGACUGGAGCAAUGUACUACAUUAGGGCAAGCAACCAAAAGGGCGUUCUUUGCUUUGGAGUCUGUGGAGAGCUGUAACCUUGGGAGCAUGGAUAGCUCCGCCUUAGGGCUGACCCCGUGCUGGCGCUUGGGAUGCCCAUGACGAGCAAGAUCUCGUAGCGAAUACUGUAGUGUCUUAUCAAAGUACCGGAAUGCCGCAAUCGCUCUGCUCUGUGAUAUGGGCGAGAGUGACAAUCAUCAGAAUAAGAAUCCCCACAUUCAGAGUACACUGCACGGUUUAUUCGCAAUACCAGCCUCAUAGGCUCGAUGCGAACGGCUGUUGAAUGGGUUGGAACGAUACCAUGG
Molecule: messenger RNA, 1843 nt
Organism: Cucurbitaria berberidis CBS 394.84
Lineage: Eukaryota; Fungi; Ascomycota; Dothideomycetes; Pleosporales; Cucurbitariaceae
Product: septum-promoting GTP-binding protein 1
Exons: 4
Coding region: 291-1358 (355 amino acids)
Biological process (GO): regulation of exit from mitosis
Cellular component (GO): spindle pole body
Molecular function (GO): GTPase activity; GTP binding
Source: RefSeq, a predicted model, not a curated record